Molecule: messenger RNA, 1494 nt
Organism: Notolabrus celidotus (New Zealand spotty)
Lineage: Eukaryota; Metazoa; Chordata; Actinopteri; Labriformes; Labridae
Product: small conductance calcium-activated potassium channel protein 3-like
Biological process (GO): potassium ion transmembrane transport
Cellular component (GO): neuronal cell body; plasma membrane; neuron projection
Molecular function (GO): small conductance calcium-activated potassium channel activity; calmodulin binding
Source: RefSeq, a predicted model, not a curated record
ACCUCUUCAUCUCGGGUCGGCUGCCCCUGACUGGAUCCGAAAUGGGCACCAUCGAGAGACCAGUGCCGAUUGAGAAAGAAACAAACUGAGCUUAUCAAGUGAGCGGAGGCAAACAUCUGUGGGGGAAGCGACGCGCAAUCUCGAGAGAGACAAGCGAGGACCUGUGGAGGGGGACCUGAAUGAAAGGAGGCGAAACGAAAAGAUGAUGGGAUGGCCGUGACAACAUGAAAAAGAAAAAGUGUGGUGGUCUAUUUUCAUCCAGCCAGUGAUUCAAGACAACUAACCUGGGGGACAGGGACUGGAAGGAGAAGAGAAAGGUGCCUGGCCACAGCCGUGACCAUGGAGCCUCCCCCCUCUCUGAGCCUGGCUCUGCUAGGAGGGAGCGAGGAUGAGGACCAGCGCUUCCUCCUACCCCUGGGCAGCAUAACCCAUCCCUCCACCACUGCCAACCAGCCAGGAUCAAACCACUCCAACCACAUGGGAGGAUCAAGCCUCGACCGUCUAAAUGGCAGCACCCCUUUGCCAUCUCCCGCCACGCCCAGUUUACCUCCAACAUCGCUCCCCAAGAUGCCCCUGUCAUCCUCUGGAGCCCAGCCUCUGCCCCCACCCAUCCCCAACGCCCUGCACCCCACCAGCACCCCCUCCUCCUGCCUGGGCUCACAGCACAGCCUUAGUGGGGACAACUCGCCAGUCUACAACGCCCUCUUUUACUCCUCCCACUCUCCAUCCAUGGAGCGGGAAAGGGACAGAGAGGACAGGGACAGGGACAGGGAGCGAGACAGGGGGUGCAAACACAGACAGGCCAGCCCUUUGGUCCAUCGAAGGGACAACCCCUUCACAGAGAUCGCCAUGAGCUCCUGUAAGUACACAGGCGGGGUCAUGAAGCCCCUGAGCCGCCUCAGCGCCUCUCGCAGAAACCUCAUUGAAUCAGACAGCAGCAGCGAAACCAAAGAGGCUGGCGUUUCUGCUGUUGCAGGGGCAACAGCCGCUGGUGGGCAUGACCGACAGCGAGAAGCCCCUCCUACCUCCUUGUCAGUUCAGUCCUCUACCAAUCAACCCCUUAUCCAGACCCCGCCAGAAAUUGUGAUUUCAUCCAAAGAAGACUCGCCGUACCCCAGAGGGGGGUAUGACAUCACAGACUCCACGUCAAAUCAGAUGUCUAUCUACCAUCAGAACCAUGCGCUGGUGGAGAGCAGGCGGGCGCAGGGAGGGAGGGGCAGCAGGCAGGGAGGGGUUGGAGCUGUUGGUACUGGGGCCAGAGGCAGCACCUCCAAAGCCUCUAAACGGAAGAACCAAAACAUUGGCUAUAAACUGGGGCACCGCAGGGCGCUGUUUGAGAAGAGGAAGAGGCUGAGUGAUUACGCCCUCAUUGGGAUGUUUGGCAUCGUGGUCAUGGUGAUUGAGACGGAGCUGUCGUGGGGCGUGUACACAAAGUGGGCGUCAAACUGGGGGAGUGUGAUCGAAAGAGAGAAGAAGCGGCUGGGCGAGAUAUGA